CCAAAACCCUUCUUGAAAAUCUUUCAGUUAAACAAGGCAAAAAAUAUGAUCAUCCCGCAUCUGUUAAAGACAUAAAUGGAUUUAUUGAAUUUCAUAAUCUUAGCAGAGAUGAAAUUCUUGAUCCCAUCGAGUCAUUUAAAAAUUUCAAUGAAUUUUUUUAUCGCAAGUUGAAACCUGAAGCUAGAAAAUUGGAUUUCCCUAAUGAUCCUAGUAUUUUAGUUAGCCCGGCUGAUUGUCGUAUGAUGGCUUUCCCAACAAUCGAUGAAUCAAUCGAAUUAUGGAUUAAAGGUCAACAAUUUUCUAUUCAAAGGUUGUUAGGCGAUGAAAGUGCUGCCAAGGAAUUUGAAGGUGGUAGCUUGGGGAUUUUUAGAUUGGCUCCUCAAGAUUAUCACAGGUUUCAUUUUCCAGUAGAUGGUCGUAUUGGUGAAAAUAAACCUAUUGCUGGUGACUACUAUACUGUUAAUCCUAUGGCUAUUCGUUCAGAACUUGAUGUAUAUGGAGAAAACAAACGCUCUAUAACUUAUAUAGAUUCACCGAAAUUUGGCAAAGUAGCUUUUGUAGCUGUAGGUGCAAUGAUGGUGGGAUCUAUUGUUUAUACAAGUAAACCAUUUUCAGAUGUUAAGAGAUUGGAUGAACAUGGAUAUUUUGCUUUUGGUGGCAGUACAAUUAUUCUCCUCUUCCAAAAAGGUAAAACGGUAUUUGAUGAUGACAUAUUAGCAAAUUCAAAACAAUGUUUGGAAACUUUGGUUCGAGUUGGGACGCAUGUAGGAAGAAACCCAAGUCAUCAUUAA
Entrophospora sp. SA101 is the source of this 791-nucleotide messenger RNA. The record is from the annotation of a GenBank genome assembly. Lineage: Eukaryota; Fungi; Glomeromycota; Glomeromycetes; Entrophosporales; Entrophosporaceae.